Messenger RNA from Pogona vitticeps (central bearded dragon), 4147 nucleotides. It is a transcript of the gene CNOT2, whose product is annotated as CCR4-NOT transcription complex subunit 2. Gene Ontology annotation, cellular component: CCR4-NOT core complex. Gene Ontology annotation, biological process: regulation of DNA-templated transcription. NCBI's taxonomy places the organism in Eukaryota, Metazoa, Chordata, Lepidosauria, Squamata, Agamidae. The record is from RefSeq and is a predicted model, not a curated record.
UGUGGCAAGGAGUUCCACAGCAGCUCAUAGUUCCAAAGUAGUUAAUCUUCUCAGAAAUGUUUCACAUCCCAUGCCCGCAAAGGUACCGGAUAUAUACUGGGAAGCUAUUAACCUUGCGUCAUAGAAAUGGCCAGAAAAACAAUCACACUCAACAACGGGCAGGCGAGCGGCUAUGAGGAUAAAACUUUCCAUUCCCGUGUAGGCAAACCCUUAACUUCUGUGGCAGAAUAACUGCAUACUAUAAGGUUUUCCGGCGGCGGGGAGUGGGGAAAGGAUGCCUUCCGAGCUUCCAGUUAAAGACUGGCGAAGCCAGAGCUCCCCUUGCUUUGCUCUCUCUCUCAAUGGUCCGCGUGUGUAAAAGGUCCCUCCUUCCCACCGGCUAAGAAAAGCCCCCUCCCUCCUUUCCCCGGAUGUCUCAGAGUCUCCUCGCUGCUCCCACAAGGCCGCUCUCUCGCAGGCUGAGGCCCGAGGUCCUCAGAGCGCUGACGGCAGAGGCCUCGCCACCUCCUUCGGCCCUCUCGGCACGGGCGAAGCGCUUUAAAAGCGAGGCCCGAGUCCGACUGCGAGAGAAGGAGAAAGGCCGCCGCCACCGCCACCACAGCCAGCGGGGGAGGCCGGCCUACCGCGUCUCUGUGCUCUCGCUUGUCCCGCAGUUCCUACUGACCGACGACGGCGGCGACGGCGUCGUUGAGGUCACGACGACGGCAGCGGCGGGGUCAGAGGGUAAAGGUCGCUCCCCCAGCAUCCUUCGUGCGGGGUGCUCAGCCAUCUUGGAUCCUCGGGACAAGAAAAUUCAUGCGGUGACAAACAGCAUGUUUGGUGCUUCAAGAAAGAAGUUUGUAGAGGGGGUCGACAGCGACUACCACGAUGAAAAUAUGUACUACAGCCAGUCUUCGAUGUUCCCACAUCGAUCAGAAAAAGAUAUGCUGGCAUCACCAUCAACAUCAGGUCAGCUGUCUCAGUUUGGGGCAAGUUUAUAUGGGCAACAAAGUGCACUAGGCCUUCCAAUGAGGGGAAUGAGCAACAAUACCCCUCAGUUAAAUCGCAGCUUAUCACAAGGCACUCAGUUACCGAGCCACGUAACGCCAACAACAGGGGUACCAACAAUGUCACUUCACACGCCUCCAUCUCCGAGCAGGGGUAUAUUGCCUAUGAAUCCUAGGAAUAUGAUGAACCACUCCCAGGUCGGUCAGGGCAUUGGAAUUCCCAGCAGGACAAACAGCAUGAGCAGUUCAGGAUUAGGCAGCCCUAAUCGAAGCUCGCCCAGCAUAAUCUGUAUGCCAAAGCAACAACCCUCUCGACAACCUUUUACUGUGAACAGUAUGUCUGGAUUUGGAAUGAACAGGAAUCCGGCAUUUGGAAUGAAUAACUCUUUAUCAAGUAAUAUUUUUAAUGGAACAGAUGGCAGUGAAAAUGUGACAGGGUUGGACCUUUCAGAUUUUCCAGCACUAGCAGACAGAAACAGAAGGGAAGGAAGUGGCAAUCCAACUCCAUUAAUAAACCCUCUAGCUGGAAGGGCACCAUACGUUGGAAUGGUAACAAAACCAGCAAGUGAGCAAACCCAGGACUUCUCAAUACACAACGAAGAUUUUCCAGCAUUACCAGGCUCCAACUACAAAGAUCCAACAUCAAGUAAUGAUGACAGUAAAUCUAAUUUGAAUACAUCAGGUAAAACAUCAUCUAGUGCAGAUGGACCGAAGUUUCCUGGAGAUAAAAGUUCCACAACGCAAAACAACAACCAGCAGAAAAAAGGGAUCCAAGUGUUACCUGAUGGUCGGGUUACCAAUAUUCCUCAAGGGAUGGUGACAGAUCAGUUUGGAAUGAUUGGCUUGUUAACAUUCAUCAGGGCAGCAGAGACAGAUCCUGGCAUGGUACAUCUCGCAUUAGGAAGUGACUUGACAACUCUAGGUCUCAAUCUCAACUCUCCUGAAAAUCUUUAUCCAAAAUUUGCAUCGCCGUGGGCUUCUUCACCUUGUCGACCUCAAGAUAUAGACUUCCAUGUUCCAUCUGAAUACUUAACGAACAUUCACAUUAGGGAUAAGUUGGCUGCAAUAAAGCUUGGCCGCUACGGGGAAGACCUUCUGUUCUAUCUCUAUUACAUGAAUGGAGGAGAUGUAUUACAGCUAUUAGCAGCAGUAGAGCUAUUUAACCGAGAUUGGAGAUACCACAAAGAAGAGAGAGUAUGGAUUACCAGGGCACCAGGCAUGGAACCAACAAUGAAAACCAAUACAUACGAGAGGGGAACAUAUUACUUCUUUGACUGUCUUAACUGGAGAAAAGUAGCUAAGGAGUUCCAUCUGGAAUAUGACAAACUAGAAGAAAGGCCUCAUCUGCCAUCCACCUUCAACUACAACCCUGCUCAGCAAGCCUUCUAAAGACUUCCCUUGUCUUGGGGUAUGGCUGUCUCAGCACAAUACUCAACAUAACUGCAAAACUGAUGUGGCUCAGGCAUCCUGGUUUUAAUUCUUUUUGAGGAUCUGGCAAUUGGCUCAUGCAAAAGGGUCACCAUUUGAAUUCCUGCCUUACUAAUUAUGUGCUGCCCAACAACUAAAUUUAUAAUUUGUUUUUCUUUAGUUUGAGCAGGGUCAGAUUUCUUUUUAUUUUAAUUUUUUGCCAGCAGACAAGCUUGGGUCUGUAAAGACAAGCAAGUACACUGACAAAAGUUUACCACUUAGUUUCCAAAAUGUGUAAAAAAUAUAAAAAAGGAAAAAAAGCAGAAAUAGACAAUAAAAUUUACAUUGUUCAUUGUAGCACUCUUGGUAAUAAAAAAAAAUGUUUGUGCAUUUUUAUGUGAAGAUCCUUCUCGUAUUUCAUUUGGAAAGAUGAGCAAGGUCUGCUUCCUUCAUUUUACUUCCCCUUCAGUUUUCGAAAAGGCAGUUUUCGCCAACUUAAUGCAAGAAUAUCUGACUGUUUAGAAGAAAGAUAAUGCCACAGCCUUUGGUUCAUUUCCAAGGUUGUGUGUUACUGAGCUUCAUCUUUCCAGAAUGAGCAAAACACUGUCCAGUCUUUGUUACGAUUUUGUAAUAAAUGUGUACAUUUUUUUUAAAUUUUUGGACAUCACAUGAAUAAAGGUAUGUAUGUACGAAUGUGUAUAUAUUAUAUAUAUGACAUCUAUUUUGGAAAAUGUUUGCCCUGCUGUACCUCAUUUUUAGGAGGUGUGCAUGGAUGCAAUAUAUGAAAACGGGACAUUCUGGAACCGCUGGUCAGGGGACGUCUUUGUCGCCCUGUGCACUAAAGGGCCAGAUUUCAGCAGCCAAGGACAUCCAUACCCAAGUGAAUGUGAUGGGACUUAACAAAGUGAACUGAGACAAUUCACUCUGGCUGUUUGAACAGCAGCGUUUCAUAGGAAGAGAAAAAAAAAAGAUCAAUCUUGUAUUUUCUGACCACAUAAAGGCUUCUUCUCUUUGUAAUAAAGUAGAAAAGCUCUCCUCACUGCAGUGUUGACUUUGAUUUGAGAUUGUGAUAUCACUCCUUCAGCAAUGAAAAAAUCGAAAAAGUUGAAGUAUUAAAAUACAAGGAUAUAAAGUAAUUGUGGCACUUAAAAUUAAGAGUCUUUUUGCUGCUGACACUUCAUUGAAUAAGACUUGCGUACCUUUUCACUGUAGACCUGACCAAACAUGUUGUCAUGUCAAAACAGGCUAACAUAAUGAAGCAAUGUAUUUUUAGCAGUGGGGUUGGGUAAAAUGGGCAAUCAUGGAAGAUGGUCCAAAAAUUCACAUUGAAAUAAUCUACUUUCUGUUAUAAAUAUGUUGUUUUAAACUUUUGGCAAAAGAAGUUACAUUUCAUUUUGAUGCCUACUUUUUUCUCAUGAGGUUCAAUAAACCAACAUGAAUAACCUUUUGUUUGUGAAAGGCACUGUAACUAUUCUCUCAAAAAGAGAUAGUGUGUGUCCCUUUUUAUUAACACAUUUCAUUCAGUCUACUGUAUAUUGCAAUAGGACGUUAUAAGUUAGUACAUCAUACUGGAAAUUACCAAAGUGAGAAAAGACAGCAAAAUAAUGUCAGUGAAAUGUUUAGCUUACACUUUUUUCUGUGUAGUUGAAAAGAUAUUUGUUGGCUUUUUUCUUGAGUGACAUUGGGGAAUCAGCUGCUAAUGACCUUGCUAUAUUUCUAUAUCAGAUGUACAGCAAAUAAAAAUCCUAAAUUUU